Mizuhopecten yessoensis (Yesso scallop) is the source of this 4987-nucleotide messenger RNA. RefSeq names its product magnesium transporter NIPA2-like. Gene Ontology annotation, cellular component: membrane. The record is from RefSeq and is a predicted model, not a curated record. Gene Ontology annotation, molecular function: magnesium ion transmembrane transporter activity. Gene Ontology annotation, biological process: magnesium ion transport. The coding region runs from base 243 to 1676 and encodes 477 amino acids. Lineage: Eukaryota; Metazoa; Mollusca; Bivalvia; Pectinida; Pectinidae. The transcript is spliced from 7 exons.
UACAACGGAGUCAAAAUCUCGAAUGAAUCAUCGUCUUAUCUGUUGCUUAUGUGGACCAAAAACACGGAUAUAGACAACACUAAGUCACUAACCUUUGUCUAAUAUAACAUAAUAUUCGUCUUAUUGACGACCACGUUCAACAGUAAGCUGGCUCCCUUAAACUUGCCAAAGACUUUCAUUUGACACCGUCACACAACUUCCGCCAUUGUAUCGCAAGCCAACAUCGAUCAUGAACAUGUUCGAUGAACUGGGUAAGCAAACAGACCAGGUUGCUUCACUUAAAACCUUACCUGGUUCUCCUUUUCCUAUUAUUGUUGGUGAUUUGUUGGAGAAUUCUAAGCAUGACUGAUGAUAGAGGUCAAAACUUGACCCAUCUGUUUAGUACAGUAGUCAGUGAGACAGCCAUCACCAAUACUACUCCACACCAAGAUCUAGACAAUACUACUCUCCUUCCACAGAUGAGUGAUUUAAUGACUACAGCACUGGCUAAUGUGACUGGCAAUAUAUCGGAUUACCAGGACAAUACGACCAGACCAAUGGGGGAUCCCUGUGCCGCAGUCUCCACAGAGAAGAGCAUGGAAGGGACAGAGUUCUAUAUUGGACUGUCUCUUGCUAUCAGCUCAAGCUUAUUUAUAGGCAGCAGUUUUAUCUUUAAGAAAUUAGGACUCUUGAAAUUGGCCAAAACCCAGGGCACAAGAGCAGGUCAGGGAGGAUAUGGUUACCUGAAGGAGUGGCUAUGGUGGUCAGGCAUGAUAUUAAUGAUCACAGGGGAGUUUGCCAAUUUUGCUGCGUAUGCGUUUGCCCCUGCCACACUUGUUACCCCUCUGGGGGCACUCAGUGUCCUAGUGAGUGCGGUGCUGUCCUCACGGUUCCUGAACGAGAAACUGAACCUGCUUGGUAAGGUUGGCUGUACCUUGUGUGUGCUGGGGUCCACUGUCAUGGUCAUACACUCACCAAAGGAGCAGGAGGUCAACAGCAUGUCCUGUCUGCUGGACAAGAUUGAGGAACCAGGAUUCAUCAUAUACUGCAUAUUCAUCGUGUCACUUGCUAUCUUUGGAAUAUUUUUUCUGGCUCCACGCUACGCUCACAAAAACGUGUUUGUCUACAUCAUGAUCUGCUCCACACUUGGAUCGUUCACAGUGGCUGGCUGUAAGGGACUCGGGGUGGCACUGAAGCAGACGUUCAAUGGGGACAACCAGUUCACCAGUUGGUUGACAUGGAUUUUACUUGCUGUUGUUAUACUGUGUAUACUGAUACAGCUCAAUUAUCUCAACCGUGCAUUAGACCAAUUUAACACGUCUGUAGUCACACCUAUAUAUUAUGUGUUUUUCACCUCCUGUGUGAUUGUAGCUUCUCUGAUAUUGUUCAAGGAGUGGGGUGCCAUUUCAGCACAGGACAGUAUCGGUAAUCUCUGUGGAUUCCUGGUAAUUAUCGUGGGAAUAUUUUUACUACAAGCAUUUAAAGACAUGAAUAUAUCACUUUCAAACUUGACCACUAUGAAGCGAGAUGUGGAGUCGAGUAACAAUGGCGAUAUUGCCACGCCCGUGACAUUUGACGAGAAUUACACAGACUACCACGAUGAUGAACUUGGCUUGCUAGAUGAAGAUGCUGUGAGCAAUGUAAACAGUGACAUUCCACUUGAAACUGAUUAUAGGGAUGAUGUGGAGUUUAGAUAAUACUGUCUGCCCAAGGACAUCAACUAGUUUUAGCAAAAUUUGAAUGUUCUUUUUUCCAUUGUCAAACUAUUGCAUAAUGUGUGUUUUAUGAGUGAUAAAAAUCAGGCAGAGGUUUUAUUACCUCAUCUUAGCAAACUUAACCAGAGGUUCCUGUUGUGGCAAGGUGUUGGUGGUCCUAAGCUGCAAGUCAAAAGUUCCCUAAAAGCCUAAUUAGUCUUAAACAGAGGUAAAAGGAUUUGGAAAAACAUAUGUUGUAAAGCAUUGUUAGACAGACCAAGGAUGAUCAAUUUUGUGUAAUGAUAGAUGUGUUCUGUCACUCUUUCCGACCAAUUUAAAAGAAACUUUGGAAGGAUGGGUUAACAGAUUAAACCUGGCAAGAAGAAUCACCUUGCUAACCAAAAAUAUUUAUUGUUGAAUUGAUGGUUGUUGGUCCCUUGGGGGCUUGAUGUCGGGUUACAGUUUUAAUGAAAAUCCAGAUGUAGAUUGCAAAUCCUUAUUCCAGACUGAUCCAGGCUGGGGACUUGCUAUGAGUUACCCUUAGGAGCAGAGGAGUGGGACACAACUAAAAAAACAGUUAAAAAACCUAAAUAGAGAUUACAAAAAAGAAAGUUGAAAUUUGUUUUGACUGCUUUUGAAAUGUUCCCCAGUGAAUCUCCACCUUUUUGUUUGUACCUGUUAACAGUUAGGAGCUGGCUUAGGUAUAAACACAGCAUAAAGUGUCCUACACAUAAAUAUCACAGUAGUCAAACAUGUCAGAGGACUUCUUCUGAAGAGCUGAAACAUCUAGUCAUGAUGUUAGGCUGGUAUCUUCCUUCAAUGAAGCCCAACAAAAUAUGUGGACAAAAAUGACCUCAAUUACCUACUUUCAAGGCAUCAGGGUCAAAUUUGUUAAAAACUUCAAACAGCUGCUUCUGAAGAACUGCAAGGCUUGAUAUGAGGCUGGUAGCUUUCUGAGAGUGAUCCUGACAAAGUUUGGAAACAGAAAUGACCUUAUAGUCAAGGUCUUUGGGAUCAGAUGUGUCAAAAACUUUAAACAACUACCUCUGAAGAAUAGAAAUAUCUAGAGUACUGAUAUCAGGCUGGUAGAUUACUGGGAUGAACCCCAGAGGAAGCCAACCUCUUGCGCUUAGUCACAAAAGCGAGAUGAGUGGAUAAAAUUGUCCUUGGCCCACUUUAAAGGUCACUACAUUUGGAUUGUCAAACUUAUUAAAAUCUUCUGAAUGGCUAAAAGUCACAGGAUCAUGUUCACAGUGGUCACCUAUGUCAACAACGUGAUAUGUGGGAUCUGAAGGAAUGAACAAGACUGACCCUCUUUUACGAGCAGCUCAUGAAAAUAGCUUCAAUUCUUCCAACAAAGAUUCUUAAGGUGCAGUGUUAAAUAAUCAUUAGACACAGACCCAUAACGUGUAAGGCAAAUGUGACGUUUUUGAAUUCAAUAUUCAAUGUCACAGGGGUCAAAUGUCAAAACGUGCAAAUGACUUGAUCUAAAGAAAACAAAGGCCUAGAGUGAUGAUAUUUAAGUAUGAUUUGAGGGAUUUUAACUAAAUUUUGUGGAGAGUAUCCUUAGGCAAAGGGGACGCAAUUUUGUAUAAAUGGAGGAUUGCUUUUAGGGGGCAGAGGGGCAAGGCCCAAUUGGGGAAAUUGAUGUUAAUGUUUAGAAAGAAGAGACCUAUUGAGUGACAGCUGUUGCUGAGAGACAAGGCCAAUAUUUGGAAAUAGCAGUAUUACAUGUAAUAAGAAUAAUUUUCCAUGGUUGCUUUAUUAUCCAGGUGAGCGAUACCGGCCUCUUGUAAAUGAUUCCUUCUGAAUAGCCAGGAAUAGGUGAUUAUAUCUGCCAGCAGCAUGCUGGGAUGAAGGGCUUUCAAGAUUGCUCAAUGCCAUAGACCUACUUUCUAGGUCAUAGGGGUCCAGUGUGUUGAAAUCCUGAAGAAAGACUUCUCAAUAACCAAAAGUCACAGGGUGAUGAUACUUUGCCAGUAGCUUAAUUACUUGGAUUAAGGGCUACCACGUUUGUAUAACCAUAUAAGACUUUCAAGGCCACUGGGGUCAAAUUAGUUAAGAUAUUGUAAAAGAUUCAUUUGAAUAACCAAUAGUUAUAGGUGAGGAUAGUCAGCCUGUUACCAACAGUUAUAGGUGAGAAUAGUCAGCCGGUAACCAACAGUUAUAGGUGAGGAUAGUCAGCCUGUAACCAACAGUUAUAGGUUAGGAUAGUCAGCCUGUAACCAACAGUUAUAAGUGAGGAUAGUCAGCCGGUAACCAGCAGUUAUAGGUGAGGAUAGUCAGCCUGUAACCAACAGUUAUAGGUGAGGAUAGUCAGCCGGUAGCUUUAUUUGGUCCAUUUGAAUAAAUUUGACUUUGUUCCACUAAGACGGUUAAAAGUUUGAGAUUAAUGCAGAUGAGCGAUGUAGGCCCAUUUGGCAUCUGAUAUUUAUCUUGAUUAGAAUAUUUUAAACUUGCACUGCCAGCUUUAGUAUCUUAACACAUUCCUGGACCAAGGAGAUACAGCUACAAGUAAAGCUCAAAAUACUAUGAAAAAUAUUAUUUUAUCAAUUUUAUCAUCAUUUGGUGUAUAAGUAUCAUUAGUGAAGGUGAUUCAAUACAGUAAAAUAGGGGCAAAUAUAUGAAUAAUUACUCCCGAAGAUUUAUUUAUGCACAUCAGUGGAAACCAGUCCAGCUAAUGAGUUCAAUGGAGCUCUUGUUGUUAAGUGUUGAAUGAUUUGAAUUGUUUGUACAUCAGAAUUCACAACCAAGCGUUUCUACAGCGACUUGGUUUCCUUGUUUUGUGUAUAAAUUGAUGUUAUACAGCUGUUGUGCAAUGGUGCGAACAGAUCAAUUCUGUUACUUUACCAACAGUAAAACAGGUAAGCAGACAGAAGGCAAGUAUUUUUGUAAUCAAUUUUGUUCGUUAUAUAUAUGAAAGUAUAAAUUGUUUUAAGAAAUUAUUUUACAAUCUUGGAUGUAGAAGAUAAUUUAUUGUUGAUAUUUCAUACUUUGUACCUUAGAUUUCAUGUGUGAUACAGAUUCUCUGUCAGCCAUACCUGUUACAAUAUCAUAUAUCAUUGUACAUAACACGGUCUAUUUGAACAUAUCAAUCUUUCUACCAUAACCAUUAUUAGUUAGGAUAUUAAGGCUUUAUCACGAUAUUAUUAUUAUUAUACAUAAAUAUUAUAUAUUUUUUCAAAAUGUUUAACAAACUGAGUAUUUCAAAGAAAAAUUGUUUCUAAUAAUUAAAUAAUGAAAAUAUGUGAUAGUGUGGUGUACUUAAGUGUGCUAUACCUAGGUCUCAAAAGGAAUUAAAAUGAUUUGUGUAA